AUGAGGUACAUCAGCACACGAGGCGACGGCGCGGAAGAGCUGACCUUUGAAGAGGCCGUUCUGCGAGGCCUCGCGCCUGAUGGGGGCCUCUACAUUCCGACGGAGCUGCCGACGCUCCCCGCCGAUUGGCAAUCGUCCUGGUCGAAGCUUUCCUUUGUGGAGCUCGCCUACGAGAUUCUUUCGCUCUUCAUUCCGGGCACCGAACAAGAAGGUGGUAUUCCCUCUUCCGACCUUCGCGAUCUCGUCCAGCGCUCAUUUGCCUCGUUCAAGGCGCCCAACGGCCUCGUCACGCCCAUUGAAAGGCUGGGCGAAAAGGAAUGGUGCUUGGAACUGUGGCAUGGUCCCACAUUUGCGUUCAAGGACGUUGCGCUUCAAACACUCGGAAAUUUGUUCGAAUACUUCUUGGCCAGGCGUAACGCAAAGAGGACCCAAAAGGGCGAGCCUAGGGAUUUCUUGACCGUCCUCGGUGCCACGAGUGGAGACACUGGAAGUGCGGCGAUUGCUGGUCUGCGGUCAAAGUCGGACAUCUCCAUCUUCAUCCUUCACCCAAAGGGUCGUGUGAGCCCGAUCCAAGAGGCCCAGAUGACCACAGUCCUCGACUCCAACGUGCACAACCUCGCACUUGAAGGCACGUUUGACGACUGCCAGGACGUCGUCAAGCUCCUCUUCUCGGACCCCGAGUUCAACAAGAAGCACCAUCUAGCCGCUAUCAACAGUAUCAACUUUGCGAGGAUCCUCGCGCAGAUCGUUUACUACUUCUCGGCCUACUUCCAGCUUCGCACGGCUGGCGUGGGAGGGCAAGGCGAGGACGUCGAGUUUGUCGUUCCCACGGGAAACUUUGGAGAUGUACUCGCAGGCUACUUUGCAAAGAGACUCGGCCUGCCCAUUUCCAAGCUCGUUGUCGCAACCAACGAGAACGAUAUCCUUCAGCGAUUCUGGGCGACGGGUCGCUACGAGAAGCAGGCCUCCAGCGGCGGCUCUGCGUCAGCAGCAGGGCAGACUGGUCCCGCCGCGGGCUCUUCGGAUGGAUCGCAGGGCGGUGUCAAAGCUACGCUGAGUCCUGCCAUGGACAUCCUCGUCUCGUCAAACUUUGAGCGUCUGCUCUGGUACAUUGCCUACGAGACAUCUGGGCGAUCAAGGAAAGCAGCAGGCGCGCAGCUCCAGACGUGGAUGAAGCAGCUCAAGGAGCAAGGAAAGCUCGAGGUCAGCCCCGAGCAGCUCGCCCUCGCUCGCAAGGACUUUGAUGCCGAGAGAGUCAGUGAUGGGCAGACGAAAGAGACGAUUCUCCGGUAUUUCACCCGGAAGUCCAACGAGCACCACAGCCGAGGCUCCUACCUCAUCGACCCGCACACUGCCGUUGGAUUUGAGGCGGCCAACCGACGAUCGGCCUCGCCAUCCUCGAACAAAGCCCACCAGGUUGUUCUCUCCACGGCGCACCCGGCCAAGUUCGCAGAGGCCGUGACAUCGUCACUCGAGUCGGCCAAUGUCGCGUUCGACUUUGAAAAGGACGUUCUGCCGAAAGAGAUGCAUGGUUUGUUGCAGAAGGAGAGACGUGUCAAGGAGGUCAAGAGGCAAGGAGGGAACGACGCGAUAGCCACCUUUCCCGAGUGGCACCCCAGUGCCAAGCUCCUUUCGUCAUCGUGCAGGGCCAGGCGCGCGUACAGACUAUUUGUCCGUGACGCCGCAGCAAACAAAGCCGGGCUGGGUACGCCAAGGGAGUUGGAUGAGGAGCCCGAGGAGAGGUCGGAGAGGGAAGAGGUGUAG
Acaromyces ingoldii is the source of this 1764-nucleotide messenger RNA. RefSeq names its product tryptophan synthase beta subunit-like PLP-dependent enzyme. NCBI's taxonomy places the organism in Eukaryota, Fungi, Basidiomycota, Exobasidiomycetes, Exobasidiales, Cryptobasidiaceae. The coding region runs from base 1 to 1764 and encodes 587 amino acids. Gene Ontology annotation, biological process: L-threonine biosynthetic process. Gene Ontology annotation, molecular function: threonine synthase activity; pyridoxal phosphate binding. The transcript has 4 exons. The record is from RefSeq and is a predicted model, not a curated record.